Molecule: messenger RNA, 1193 nt
Organism: Protopterus annectens (West African lungfish)
Lineage: Eukaryota; Metazoa; Chordata; Ceratodontiformes; Protopteridae
Gene: TALDO1
Product: transaldolase 1
Biological process (GO): carbohydrate metabolic process; pentose-phosphate shunt, non-oxidative branch; pentose-phosphate shunt
Cellular component (GO): intracellular anatomical structure; cytoplasm
Molecular function (GO): transaldolase activity
Source: RefSeq, a predicted model, not a curated record
AAGAACCCAUUGCCAUACUUCCACCGACCCAUCGCGCGGCAUCUGGAGCAUCACGCACGCGCUUACUCUGUUCGCGGGCCUCUCUACGUAGAAUUUCUGUGACGCGCUUCGCCCCCCGAGGUUAUUUAAGCCCCUCUUACACAUUAAUUCAGCAUGUCGGCAUCACCAGUGAAAAGAGCGAAGAUGGAUAGUGCCUUAGAGCAGCUGAAGCAGUUUACCGUGGUGGUAGCCGACAGUGGCGAUUUUAAUGCCAUUGAGAAAUAUAAACCACAGGAUGCAACUACAAAUCCAUCGCUAAUCCUGGCUGCUGCCCAGAUGCCUGCCUAUCAGACCCUGGUGGAAGAUGCUAUCGAGUAUGGAAAGAAACUUGGCGGAUCUGAGCAAGAACAGACAACUAAUGCUAUUGAUAAACUCUUUGUAAACUUUGGAGUGGAAAUUCUGAAGAAGAUUCCUGGCAGAGUGUCUACAGAAGUUGAUGCAAGAUUAUCCUAUGACAAAGAACAGAUGAUUCAGAAGGCACAGCAGCUCAUCAAACUGUACAAAGAAGCCGGGAUUGACAAAGAGCGAAUCCUUAUCAAGCUGUCCUCAACCUGGGAAGGAAUACAGGCGGGAAAGGUUCUUGAAGAGGAGCAUGGCAUUCAUUGCAACAUGACUUUGCUGUUUUCUUUUGCUCAAGCAGUAGCCUGUGCAGAAGCUGGUGUUACCCUGAUAUCUCCAUUUGUGGGACGGAUACUUGAUUGGCACAUAGCAAAUUCUGACAAAAAAUCCUUUGAACCAUCUGAAGACCCACUCAGGCAAGCGACUUGCAGAAGAUUCACUUGGAUGAGAAAACAUUCCGAUGGGAGCAUAAUCAAGAUCAAAUGGCAGUGGAGAAGUUAUCCGAUGGUAUCAGGAAAUUUGCAGCAGAUUCGAUCAAAUUAGAAAACAUGUUAAGGACCAAAAUGUUCAGUGCAGAAAAUGGACAAUGAAGCAGUCGUUCCUGGAUCAGCAUUGUGCUCUUGGCAACCUGAAGACAUGAAAUUUUACAGUUGGAGAUGACUAAAAUGUGCAUCUGUAUUAUGAUGUGAUCUUUCAGCUGCCAACUGAGUCGCAGUCUUCUUGGUGACAUUGUACUGGACCAAAGUCAAUAUUUUAAACUGUGUAUAUUUGAUACUGAGAUUUUCCCUUUAAUAAAACAGUACUUAAUAUGUUUA